Anthonomus grandis grandis is the source of this 1295-nucleotide messenger RNA. RefSeq names its product androgen-dependent TFPI-regulating protein-like. The transcript is spliced from 3 exons. The record is from RefSeq and is a predicted model, not a curated record. Gene Ontology annotation, cellular component: endomembrane system; membrane. Bases 286 to 993 code for a protein of 235 amino acids. NCBI's taxonomy places the organism in Eukaryota, Metazoa, Arthropoda, Insecta, Coleoptera, Curculionidae.
AUGGUUUGCAACAAUUUUCUGUUUAUGAAUAAACUUUUUUUAUUUCUGAACAAUAACGAAUAAACGGUUUUACAUCAAGGAGAAUAAUUAGAAUUAAAAAAGAAAGAACCUUGAGAGAUAAUAAAUAAGUGAUUGGCGGCAUGCGAUAAUUAAAUCAUGCCAAUUUAGAAUUUAAUAAACAUUAAACCAUUACAUAUUAAGAGGCGUUCAAAGUGCAAUUAUUAAUUUAUUAUAAAAUAUAAACUACUACAGUAAAGUGAGUGUUUUAGACCAGUGUUGAACAAAAUGAGCCUACAAACUAUAGGGCACUUAGUCAUUGCUGCUCAUUUUUGGUAUGGAUGUUAUUAUGACUGGUUUUAUGUUAAUAUUCCAAAGGAAAUUCAUGAUUCUGGAGAUUCUUCAUUUAAUACCAAGAAAUUAAAGUUCUUGACUUAUUGGGAUGCUAUUCUUCAGUCUAUAUUUUUCACAAUAUGCUUCCUUAAUGAUAUCAUUGGAAGUAAUGAGAGUACCCCUAAAAAGGCACCCUUAAUCAGAAAAGUUAAAGACAUUGUUUUUUCAUCUUUAGCCUUCCCCUUAUCAAUGUUUGUUGGAUUGUCAUUUUGGGGGCUUUAUCUUAUAGAUAGAGAACUGAUUUUUCCAACAAUUUUAGACAAGUAUUUCCCAUCCUGGCUCAACCAUCUGAUGCAUACAAACAUAAUGAUAUUUUCCCUUCUUGAAAUGUUGGUUUCCUAUAGAAAAUAUCCCUCAAGAAAGAUUGGUUUAACUAUAACCGUUUCAUUUAUGUUGGUUUAUUUGGGAUGGAUUCAUUACAUUAAUUCAAGAACAAAUAAAUGGGUAUAUCCUAUUUUAAAUGUACUACCUCUUCCUGCUAGGAUAUGUUUUUUUAUACUUAACUUUGUAGUUAUUGUUUUUUGUUAUAUUUUGGGAGAGAAAAUUAACUUAACAUGGUGGGAAAGAAAGAAUAAGAAAGUUACUAAUAAAAAGUUUAGCUAACUUUAUAAUUCCUAGAUCAAUUAUGACAUGACAUUAUUGCAAAUUUAUUUAUUCUAUUUAUUGUUGACAACCUAAAUUGUACUGUAGCAAUAGAGUUUUUGGCCUAAGCACUUGCCUUAAAUUUUAUAUUAUGUAAUAGUCGUAAAAUAGACCACAAGCAGUAUAUUUAUAAUACCUAUAAUUGAUUAGAUGAUUCCAAGAAUUAUUGUGGUUUUAGUUUUUAGAAAAUUUUAUAUGUUGAUAUUUGAGGUAUAUAUAAAGUUAUUUUUUAAUUUUCAAAUAAAUAUUUUAUUUAAAAAAGA